This is a messenger RNA of Fragaria vesca subsp. vesca, 800 nucleotides long. RefSeq names its product tubulin-specific chaperone A-like. Gene Ontology annotation, biological process: post-chaperonin tubulin folding pathway; tubulin complex assembly. Gene Ontology annotation, cellular component: microtubule cytoskeleton; cytosol. The record is from RefSeq and is a predicted model, not a curated record. The transcript is spliced from 4 exons. Lineage: Eukaryota; Viridiplantae; Streptophyta; Magnoliopsida; Rosales; Rosaceae. Gene Ontology annotation, molecular function: beta-tubulin binding. The coding region runs from base 257 to 601 and encodes 114 amino acids.
UUUGGACAAGCUACUUUAUAAUAAAAUUAAAAUUCAUUUAGAUGCAAAAUAUAUGUCACGGAGACGCAAAUCACGGAGACGCAAAUUCGCCUCACUACUCAGUGCCCAGUGAAUAGACGACUUCUCAUCGACCGGAAGACAGACGACGGACGACGCGACCGACGCCGGUAACGCAUCCCGAUUUCAGGACUCCUUCCAAGUACAACUUCUCAUUCGCCUCACUACUUAGUUCUAUCUCACAUCUUAAACCGGUGAGAUGGCAACUCUAAGGAAUCUGAAAAUCAAGACUGGGACUUGCAAGCGCCUGGUUAAGGAGUUCCAUUCUUAUGAGAAGGAGGUUGAGAGAGAAGCUGCCAAGACAGCUGACAUGAAGGAUAAAGGAGCUGAUCCUUAUGACCUCAAGCAACAGGAAAAUGUGCUGGCUGAAUCAAGGAUGAUGAUCCCCGACUGUCGAAAGCGCCUGGAGGCCUCACUAGCUGACUUAAAAGGAACUUUGGCUGAGUUGGAAGAAGAGUUGAACCAGAAGGAAGGCCCUGAAAUUGAAGAAGCUCGAACAAUUAUUGCAGAAGUUGAUAAGCUGUUCCAGACAACAGAAGCCUAGUUUUCCAGCUUUUGUAACAAUUACCAACUUUCAGUGUUCUUUCAUUCGGAUUCUCCUUUAAAUCUGUCCUAAAAAAUGUGAGAUGAUGAACAUACUAGUGACGCUUUGCCAUUGUUCUCGAAGUAGCCUUGAUGGCUUGAUCUCCUGCUUGUAUUUCUACUUUAAAAAUAUGUUACUCGGUAUUCCUGGCGCUUUAGUU